AUAAAUUCAUACAGAACUCGGAGCAAUUUCCGGAAUAUAGACUGUGAAUAGAAAGCCAGGAAAGGUCAUAUAUACCGGUGUUUUAUGUAAUUUCUUUAACUAAAACAUGUCUCAUUCAAGAUUCGGCCUUCUUUGUAGAAAAGUAAUCACAAGUCACAUGAGACGAUGUGCUCGCUGGGACCAGACAAGCACAGUGAAUGCUUCCAAGGUGACCCUGAACUUACUAAGUGACCACAUAGCUGACCACAUUAUGAUUAAGUCCUUCAGCCAGUCAGGUUUCCUCCUACACAAUGAUGACAUUAGAAUCAUCGGCCCAGCUGUAUUCUUCCCCAGGGAGGUUCUACAUUGGAAUGUGAAGGACUUUAAUGACAUUAAUGAGGCAUCACUAUCUUUAUUCACCCUUCUUGACCCAAAAGUUGACAUUCUUUUAAUUGGACUUGGACACAAGGUAGAGAGGCUCAGCCAAGAGGCUAUGAAUUACCUCAGAGGCAACAAAAUCAACUUUGAAAUCUUAACAACGGAGAAAGCCUGUGCUCUGUUCAAUUUCUUGAAUGGUGAAAAGCGUCAGAUUGCUGCAGCUAUGAUUCCACCAGAAGUUAUUGAUGACAGUAUGAUAUUACCAAAAGACACUGAUACAAUUAAGUUUCAACAAACAAUUGACCUUUUCAACAAUAAUGUACAUGAGGAUUUUAAACCAAAGAAAAUUCUGGAAACUCCCAUCUCGAGAAUAAAAGAGACAAAGACUAACAUUGAUUACAUAAUGGAAAGAAGGAGGAAAGCAAAGGAAAUACUUGCAGACCAGCAAGCACCUGAAGAUAAGGACGAAGUAGAGAGAGAAAGGAAGGAAAGGAAAGGAAAGAUGGCAGCAGAGAAGACAAAAGAAGAAUUGGAGGGAGAGAAAAGUAGUCAAUCUGACGGGGAGCAGAUCCAAAGAGACUCAGUUCAGGAUGUAAUGGAAGCAUUAAAAAAAGCAGAUAGGGAGAAAACCAAGCCGGACAAAGAUUCAGAUGACCCCAAAUCAUGAUAAAAGUGCAAGAAAGCUAUCUCUAGUUUCAAUUCUGCAUUUGCAGUGUAAAAGUUUUGCAGGCAUUAAGGAGGUUUUGCCAGUUACAGAAUACACUGCUAUAAAUGUAAUUUGUAUCAGUGUCUUUCAGUGUUUUGCUUUCUUCGAUUUGUUUUCAGGUCAUAAUGUUGAAUAUUCUGCUGUUUGCAUCAAACAUCUUGACAACAAAAUAGUCUAUGCACCAUCAUUAUGAACACAUUAUAAUAGUAUUAUGUUGAAAAAAAUUAAAUAAAUUUACAAUAAAUUAUACUAUGUAUAUAAUAAUA
Messenger RNA from Magallana angulata, 1329 nucleotides. RefSeq lists its product as uncharacterized. Bases 107 to 1024 code for a protein of 305 amino acids. The record is from RefSeq and is a predicted model, not a curated record. Gene Ontology annotation, biological process: mitochondrial respiratory chain complex I assembly. The transcript is spliced from 5 exons. Gene Ontology annotation, cellular component: mitochondrial inner membrane. Lineage: Eukaryota; Metazoa; Mollusca; Bivalvia; Ostreida; Ostreidae.